AUGGCACCAAAGCAGAUUACCAUCGGUGCUGGAUAUGACCAGAAUGAGCUCAAUCCGGAGAUGCAGCAGUUGAUUGUCCAAGUUGAGGGCUUGACCUUGGACGAGGUGAAUGAGAUGGACACAGAGUUUCAGGCAGAGCUCCGUGCUAUGCAGAUGCGGGUGUCCGUCUUGAAUGACCGCCGUGCUCAGAUUGUUCAGCAGGAGACACAGGCACGUGCCAAAGCAAAGGCAUCUGCAAAGGCACAGACCAUUGCAGAAGCAUUGGCGGUCAAGAAGACUGGAACCGUCACUGUGCUCGUCUGCUCUCUUCCUUCCAUGAAUGUCUAUUCCAUCACCGUUGAGAAAGCCAAGACGGUGGGGAAGUUGAAGAGCAAGUUCGUCCGCAGGAGCGGACUUCAUCCCACCUAUGGCAAGAAGGGCGGCCUUAAGAAGGACAACCUGCUCCUUGUGGAUAACGCCAACACGGCACUUGUCCCAAGGUCAUUCAUCUACAAUGUCCCGUCGCUGAACGGUGGAAGGGUUGUGGCAAUUGAGCGGGACAACUAUGAAGUUGUCCCUACGACCUUCCGCUUCCCCGACUUCGACCGUCGUGCGGACGCCCCCAUCGAUGAGGAGGACGAUGGAGUGGAUGAUGAGGAGAGCGACGAUGAAGAUUGA
This is a messenger RNA of Effrenium voratum, 657 nucleotides long. Lineage: Eukaryota; Dinophyceae; Suessiales; Symbiodiniaceae. The record is from the annotation of a GenBank genome assembly.